GUGAAGCUAUUGUGCCAGCUUCGUUCUGCAGAACUUACUCGAUUUUUUGGUGCCACCUCCUGUUGGAAUAUCCUGGUUGGAACUUUGGGAGCGAUUUGCGGUCCUAACUAACUCGACAGCUGGAGUCGCGGCAUCUCCUUCAUUAUGUCGCAAGACACAGGACUGUUCAGCAUCAGGCGCCCCCGAGAGUCGAUGGCCCUCGGCAGCGUCCAGAACUACUCCGCUCUUCCCCAGCCCUCAUCUGCCUUGAAACGCACCAGUUCCGUCGGAUAUCAGAAUCCUCCCUUCACAUCGCAGCACGCGCGCUCCAUGUCAAUUAUGAAUUCUGCUAGUCGCCCACAACAGCCAAACUUUCAGCGAUCAUCAUCGGGCGGAGGCCUUGGUGCAGACGCUGGCCUCUCAUCAGUCCGACGGUCGGUGUCGAGCAAUAUUCUCCACGGACCCAGUGUUGGGCGUCCCAGCUUUGCUCCUGGAGCUAUGUCAUCAAAUACAGCAGCAGCACAGGCUCUACAACGAAGGAGCAGUGUUUUCUCGCGCCCAUCCAUGGGUGGCGCUAUGGCGCAUCAAUCGUUCUUCACCCAAGUACCCACAGUAGCCGGUGUUCCACGAGACCCAAGACCUCUCAGGGAUAGGUCUUUCCAGGCGCGGAUCGGUCAAGAACUCUUGGAGUAUCUGACGCAUAAUAACUUCGAACUUGAAAUGAAGCAUUCGCUAGGUCAGAAUACGCUCCGGUCACCAACCCAGAAAGACUUCAACUACAUAUUCCAGUGGCUAUAUCAUCGCAUUGACCCGGGCCAUAAAUUUCAAAAGAGUAUGGAUGCAGAAGUGCCGCCGAUCUUGAAGCAAUUGCGUUACCCUUACGAGAAAGGUAUCACGAAGUCGCAAAUCGCGGCGGUCGGGGGCCAGAACUGGCCCACCUUUCUUGGCAUGCUGCAUUGGCUCAUGCAGCUGGCGCAAAUGAUGGAUCGCUUUCUCCUCGGUGAAUACGACGAAGCAUGCGCAGAAAUGGGCGUGGACGUCUCUGGUGACCGUAUUAUCUUCCGAUUCCUCACCAGUGCAUACCAUGAUUGGCUUCAGGGUGGGGAGGAAGAAGACGAUGAGACAGCAGAGAAGAGACUUGUUCCGCAUGUCGAGAUGAUGGCCCAGGAAUUUGAAAAGGGCAAUGAGAAAUACGUGCAAGAGAUGCAGGUGCUCGAGGCCGAGAACCGAGCCCUCCGCGAUCAGAUUGAAGAGCUGGAAAAGAAUGCCCCGGAUAUGGCCAAGCUAGACAAACAUUUCCGGAUCCUGGAGGACGACAAGAGGAAGUUUGAAGACUACAACCAAAAUGUGCAGGGUAAGAUCGAAAAGUACGAGAAUCGCAUCAAAUUCUUGGAGGACGAACUCAAGAAAACCGACGCGGACCUUCAAGCGGCGGAGGACGAACGGUCCGGACUUCAGGCCAGUGUCGACCAGCAGGGUAUGACGAUUCAGGAUAUCGAUCGUAUGAACACCGAACGUGAGCGGCUACAGAAAAAUCUUGAAGACACUGCCAAUCGUCUGGAAGAAACGCACACUCGCGUCAUGGCCAAGGAGGCCGAAGCUAGCAAGAAGCUGGAAGAUUUGGAAGAGGUGGUCAAAGCCUACAACACCCUCGGCUAUCAGAACAGUUUAAUCCCAUCCUCUGCUGUGAACGCCAAGGGAGAUGAAUACGAGCUCAGUCUCAACGUCAACGAGAGUAAUUUCUCUUCGUCCCAGAUUGGUGGCUUACCGAGCAGAAUUUCCCCUGAGGGAGACAGGCUGCUCGCGGAGCCGUUCACGGGGUACCAUCCGGCCCACUUGUUGAACCUGGACUUGCGGGGUGCUGUUCGUAGUAACCUUCAGUCUCUUCGCAAGGAUAUAAAUGAACGCCGGAAACGCGCAAUUGAUGACGACAUGGAGCGUCGCAAUUUAUUAGACAACAUCAAGGAAGCGAUGGACGAGAAACGAAGCGAGGUCGAAGCCUUGGAACACAAGCGGCGCGCUGCUGAAGAAGAGUUCGAGAGGCUCAAAGAGAUCACCACUACUCAGAAGCUGGCCUCGGAUGCCCAGAUUGAGAAGAUGGAGAAGGAGCUGGCGAAGAUGCGCGCUACGCUAAGCGAAAGCGUUCAGCUGAUGGAACAACGUGAAAUGAACACCAACAUUGAAUACGAGCAGUUGACGCUUCGGGCGAAUUCGCUGCGGGAAGAACUACACACGAAUGUGGAAAGCAUGCUGAAUGAUGUGAUCCGCUUCAAAGUUCAUAUCCAGAAAGGACUGGAGGACUACGAAAGCUUUGUCGUAGAUGAAGUCGAGCAAGAGCUGGGAGGUGACAUGCAAUUUGCUGAAGAAGAGGAUAUUGAGAUGGCCGCCGAGGAGCUGUGAAAGCCAGCGAGCAAGAAGGGAGUUCACUUACAUUGUCGAUUUUGCAGGGCUUGUUAUAUCCAGCUGGAGUCUGUUGUUGGGGUCUAUUGCUCGGGCGCUAUUGGUAGGCUAUUGUCGGUGUUCUUGAUCUGUUGAUGUUUGUCUGGUCAUCCUCUUGGGCCUUAUGUCUCUGUCUCUUGUUUCAUUGAUACCUUUGGCUUUCAGUAGCUGUUCCGGUCACUGAUCUACUUUUGAGGGAGAUCUUAUGUACAUAUUCCCGGUUCUCAUCCUUUCUUACAGAUAAUGUCUACGAAGAUCCUGCC
Molecule: messenger RNA, 2681 nt
Organism: Aspergillus homomorphus CBS 101889
Lineage: Eukaryota; Fungi; Ascomycota; Eurotiomycetes; Eurotiales; Aspergillaceae
Product: kinetochore-associated Ndc80 complex subunit NDC80
Exons: 2
Coding region: 145-2379 (744 amino acids)
Biological process (GO): attachment of mitotic spindle microtubules to kinetochore
Cellular component (GO): Ndc80 complex
Source: RefSeq, a predicted model, not a curated record